AGGAUGCAGUGGGCGUUGCUGCUCCUGCUGGCGGGACUCUGCUCCCUGUCGCAGGCCCAGUAUGAUGACGACGACUCUCAAUGGUGGUUCCACUACCUCCGCAGCCAGCAGCGGAACACCUACUACGACCCCUACGACCCUUACCCGUACGAGCACUACGAGCCCUACCCCUAUGGGGUGGAGGAGGGCCCUGCCUAUGCCUACGGCGGCUCCCCAUCGCCCCCUGAGCCCCGCGACUGCCCCCAGGAGUGCGACUGCCCCCCCAACUUCCCCACCGCCAUGUACUGUGACAACCGCAACCUCAAGUACCUACCCUUCGUGCCAUCCCGCAUGAAGUACGUCUACUUCCAGAACAACCAGAUCACUGCCAUCCAGGAGGGCGUCUUCGACAACGCCACAGGGCUGCUGUGGAUCGCGCUCCACGGCAACCAAAUCACCAGCGACAAGGUGGGCCGCAGGGUCUUCUCCAAGCUGAGGCACCUGGAACGGCUGUACCUGGACCACAACAACCUGACCCGCGUGCCGGGUCCACUGCCCAGGUCCCUGCGGGAGCUCCACCUGAACCACAACCAGAUCACACGCGUGCCCAACAGUGCCCUGGAAGGGCUCGAGAACCUCACCGCACUCUACCUGCAGCACAACGACAUCCAGGAGGUGGGCAGCUCCAUGCGGGGCCUCCGCUCGCUCAUCCUGCUCGACCUAAGCUACAACCACCUCCGCCGGGUGCCCGACGGGCUGCCCUCGGCCCUCGAGCAGCUCUACCUGGAGCACAACAAUGUCUACACCAUGCCCGACAGCUACUUCCGGGGCUCACCCAAGCUACUCUACGUGAGGCUGUCCCACAACAGCCUCACCAAUGGUGGCUUGGCCUCCAACACCUUCAACUCCAGCAGCCUGCUAGAGCUCGACCUGUCCUACAACCAGUUGCAGAAGAUUCCCCCGGUCAGCACCAACCUGGAGAACCUCUACCUGCAAGGCAACAGGAUCAACGAGUUCUCCAUCAGCAGCUUCUGCACCGUGGUGGACGUCAUGAACUUCUCCAAGCUGCAGGUGCUGCGUCUGGAUGGCAACGAGAUCAAUCGCAGUGCCAUGCCGGCCGACGCACCCCUCUGCCUGCGCCUGGCCAGCCUCAUCGAGAUCUGA
Molecule: messenger RNA, 1143 nt
Organism: Ochotona curzoniae (black-lipped pika)
Lineage: Eukaryota; Metazoa; Chordata; Mammalia; Lagomorpha; Ochotonidae
Gene: FMOD
Product: fibromodulin
Exons: 2
Coding region: 4-1143 (379 amino acids)
Molecular function (GO): protein binding
Source: RefSeq, a predicted model, not a curated record